AUGCGUGUGCUCGGGUUACUUUUUUCCUUGGCACUUGCCGACAGAAGUCCGCUAGAAGCAAGAGAUGAUGGGAAGUUUUGGCUGAAUGGCGAGCCGAUUACGCUUGUUUCUGGAUCUAUCCACUACUUCCGUGUGCCCAACGAAUACUGGCUAGACCGCUUGACAAAGCUCAAAUACGCAGGCCUCAAUACCGUCGAGCUGUAUGUCUCGUGGAAUUUGCAUGAGCCUUACCAGGGCGAGUUCGACUUUUCGGGUGACUUGGAUGUUGUCCGUUUCAUCGAAAUGGCCGAGGAACUUGGACUACAUGUGAUCUUCCGCCCUGGCCCGUACAUUUGCGCCGAGUGGGAGUGGGGAGGACACCCGUACUGGCUUCUUCAUGAUACGGAAAUGAAGGUACGCACUACCUAUCCUGGCUAUUUGGAGGCUGUGGAGAACUUCUACCGCGAGUUGUUCGGUCGAGUUAACCAUUUGAUGUACCAAAACGGCGGCCCCAUCAUUGCCGUGCAAAUCGAAAACGAAUACGCUGGAUUUGCUGAGGCACAAAAUAUCGGUCCACUCGACCCGGCUUUCCUCACAUGGCUCCGUCAAUUGAUCAAGGACCAGAACUGCGAAGAGCUUCUUUUCACUUCUGACGGAGGAUGGGAUUUCUAUAAGUAUCAACUCGAGGGAGAUCCUUAUGGACUCAACUUUGACGAUGUUCUGAAAACUGUUAACUUCCAGACAAAUGCGAAUUUAUGGCUAUCCGCCCUUGAAAACGUCCAACCAAAUAAGCCAAUGAUGGUUAUGGAAUGGUGGUCAGGCUGGUUCGACUUUUGGGGCUACCAUCAUCAGGGAACAACUCCGGCCAGCUUUGAGGAAAACUUGCGAUCAAUCUUGAGCGCGAACGCUUCUGUCAACUACUACAUGUUCCAUGGGGGCACCAACUUUGGCUUCAUGAACGGUGCCAAUUUCAACACGAACUCGCAGACUGGCGGGCUCGAGUAUCAACCAGUGAUCACAAGCUACGACUAUGACUGCCCCCUGUCCGAAGAAGGGCGAAUUACUGAAAAGCUGGAUAUUACUCGAACUGUGGUUCAAGAAAUUCUUGGAUUUUCUCCCCCUGAAGAGCGACCUGCUGAUCCCGAGAUAUUUGUUUACGAAACAACGGUGGCUUCUGAGGCGGCAUCUCUCUGGAGAAAUUUGGCCCAAGCUGAAACCUUCGCCUCCGAGGAAUGUAUCGCUAUGGAGUGGUUCCCCGUUAAUCAGGGUCGAGGUCAGCCCUAUGGAUACGCUCUUUACAGAUCUCAAGCUUCGUUUCCAAAAGGAAACAUCACUAUCGACGGAAUGGACAAGGCGCUCUCCGGUCGAGCAAACAUCUUUGUCAACCAAGAACGAGUCUACUCGAUCACCAACACUCCCGGCAACCAGAACAUUCUUUCCGAAAUUCCCGUCGAUAUGCCUCAAUGGGGCAAUGUCGUCGAUCUUUUGAUCGAAAACUCUGGCCGAAUAAACUACAAAAAACUUAACGACGCUUAUAUGGGAUUGAAGGAACAGAUUGGCUUCGGUGGCAAUUUCGACGCUUCUUGGAAUAUCUGGUCGCUUCCUUUCGAUCAGGAGUACAUCGAGAGUCUCAAGUGGGACUCCAAUCCAGUGAUGUUUAUCGACGCGCCUGCGUUUUAUAAAUUCGAUGUGUACGUCGACGAGCCCAUGGAUGCAUUCAUAAACAUGACCAAAUGGGGCAAAGGAGUCGUCUUCAUAAAUGGCCGCAAUUUGGGACGGUACUGGUACAUUGGUCCGCAGCAAACUCUCUACAUCCCCAAGACCUUCCUGACCAGACGCGACUACAAUUCAAUCGUCGUUUUCGAAGAGAUCCAAGCCCCUGAAAUUCGUGAAAUCGAAUUUUCAGCGACUCCGAUUCUCGACGUGAAUCAAGAAGAAUGGCCCCAACCUCAAUAA
Oikopleura dioica is the source of this 1935-nucleotide messenger RNA. Lineage: Eukaryota; Metazoa; Chordata; Appendicularia; Copelata; Oikopleuridae. The record is from the annotation of a GenBank genome assembly.